This is a messenger RNA of Caenorhabditis sp. 36 PRJEB53466, 2698 nucleotides long. The record is from the annotation of a GenBank genome assembly. NCBI's taxonomy places the organism in Eukaryota, Metazoa, Nematoda, Chromadorea, Rhabditida, Rhabditidae.
AUGAACUCCGUCGGUAAACAAAGUUUUUUACUAAGCAUAUUAAAUUUUCACAUUUCAAAAAUCAGUUUCAGGUGCAUCAUUUCUAAUUCUAGUUGCCAUAAUAAUACAAUCUUCCUGCGAAGAAUGUCACAUAAGUUAUGUAAACUCGUUCUCCGAAGAAGUGAGGAGCCUUGAAUGCGGCAAAAAGGACUGCACUUUUGAAGUUUGAAUUUAGAAAAAAAAGUACAGGCUGAAAUAUAGAAUUUUCAGAUCGUCGCAACUUCUGACCGUCCAGUCAGACUAGGUGCUUAUGUUCCCGCUAGUUUUGAUGGGUACUUGUCCGUUUGGGAAACAAUUUCUCAGAACGGAAAGAAGGAGUUGGUAUCUCGAGGGUAACAUUUGGAAACAAACUGAUAAUCUAAUGUUAUUACAUUAAAGAAUUGUGAAAAAUAUGGAGCAUUAUGUGUUUUUCAUAUCUCAAAUCAAUGCCGGAUUGAUUUUCCAGUUCCACUCAGAAUCAACAGAAUGCAUUCAUGAGAAUUUGCCGAAUUAUGCAGUUUCUCACGAAAGUUCAUCAGGUAAAGUUGUCGUGAGAGUUCACUUUAAUAACAUAGUUUAGAACAAUUUUCCUGUGAACCCAUUGUGAAUGUCAUCGGCAACGAAGUGAAGACCAUUCAGCAUUCUAAGUCAGUUCCGGUUGCUGAAGGUAUUUUCUAAAGGUGCACUGUCUUCUUACCAAAAAACCAUUUUGAAGCAUGUACCUACCGUCUGAUACCAGAAUUUCUAUCAACCACAACGGAAAAAUUGUAUUUACUAAUCACUGGAGACAGUACUUCAAUGGAUCAUCUUCUGCUACCAGGAGAAAAACCUGUGCGACUUCCAACGUAUGUUAGACGUGUUUUCGUUUGCUUAAAGCAUUAUUUCAGCACCGAAUUGUUAGUGUUUGACAAAUGGUCGGAAACGGACAUAGUGAUUGAUACGGACAAGAAUCAGGAACCGAAAGUCGAUCAAAAAACAAAAAAAAUCACCGCAAUCUCAUCGAAUAGGCGUAUUAGUUCUGAAAUUACACCCAGAAAGAAAUAUUAACAUUUCAGUGUGCUCUUCGGGAUCUACGCAAAUUCAUGAGCAGACUAGCUUUCAGUCACCCGGUUAUCCAGACUUUCUCUGCCCAGACAUUAUCAAUUCGGUACAAAUAUCGUUCGGACCGAAAGAGAUUGCAGAGAAGGAUCUCGCUAGAACCUAUGUUUCCCUGAAUGCCAGUUCUUUGGCUGGCGUCAAAUUGCGAUUCAAAUCCAGUUCUCACGAUUUUGUGUACAGUUUUGUACUUUAUCUAUUUCAAAAGCAAUUUUCUUUGUAGAUUUGAUGCGAACUCUUUCUCAAAAAUCUCAACUCAUUUCCUCUUGAAAAAUGAGGACUUACAAAUCGAAUACUCAACACCAAAGCUUCUUUACAAAGGAAACGACGGACAAUUUUCCUUAAACGUUUCUUCUAUGAUAAUUGACAAAGGUGCAUCUUAAUUGAAUUCAGAAUGCUUGAAAAUGAGUUCAGACUGCGAUUGUUCGACGUUUUUUGAUAAAAUGUACUCGCGAGACUGGAGCGGAUCGAUUCGAAUUCCGUCACAUUGUGAAACUCUUUUCUGCAGUUGGACUUUCAAUUCCGAUCCGGAUGCCCCACGCAAAUUGAUCAAUAUUGUGUUGGAGAACGGGAAUGCAGAUGAUGAAGUGCAUUUCUGGGACAGAACCACAACGCUCGUGUCAGUUUCUAGGAUUGUUUGAUAUUAAUUUGAAAGAAAAUUUCAGAUAUAAGGGCGAUGAGCUGAAGUAUCCAAGAACGUUUUAUUCGGCCGAUAGCUCCCACAAUGCCCAUAUUCUAUUCUGGAGAUUCACGAAUGGAUCAGAUUCCCUGAUCACUGUGAGUUGGCAUGAAGUAAAAGGUUUGUCGUGCUCCUGAGCAUAGCUUCGACUGAACAUUCAGACGUGCAAUGUGAAAUACAACAGCAUGUUCUUCUGAGUACAUCUCCAUUGUCAUUCGCGUCUCCAAACUAUCCUCUUCCGUAUGAUAACCACAAUGUCUGUGAAUACCAGCUGAAAGCUCUUGAAAAGUUAGUUAUUGAGAUAGUAUUCACAUUGUUUCCUCUGUUUCAGCCACACAAUAACUGUCCAUUUGGACGAUAUUUCAGUGGAAAAAAUUCAUGAUCAUCUGAGCUUCUACGACGGCCGAUCAGAAGACUACCCAUUACUCGGACAGUAAGAAAAAUUCAUUUUUCACAAGGCAUAGUCUUUUCUUUAAAGUUUUACCGGAAAACUUGCGAACAUCACUCUCUCUUCCUCUGGUGACACCCUCCUUGUCAAAUUCAAAAGCGAUGCUCAAAACACUUACCGAGGAUAUCAUUUUGUAGCAUUUUCUGGUCAGUCAAUUUUCGAUAAUUCUUGUCUUAACGUCGUGACAUUUCAGUUCCGGAAGAUAUUCCGACAAUUAUUCAAACAUCUUGUCGGUACAGAUCAUCGAUUUUCAGCUCCCCCAUUUUAAUAGUCCUUCUGGCUGUAGUCUUUGUUUCCGCAACGGUUUUAACCAUUUAUUGCAUACAGAAAUAUGUACUUCUGUCGCCGACGAACAUAUUCUCCAAUGCUCUCGUUCGAUUUCGUUCAGCUGAUAGCGAGUGAGUUUCUUCUUUAUUUCCUGGAUGACUUGCUGAUCUUUUUUUUCAGUUCAAUUGUGA